Molecule: messenger RNA, 1347 nt
Organism: Argentina anserina (silverweed cinquefoil)
Lineage: Eukaryota; Viridiplantae; Streptophyta; Magnoliopsida; Rosales; Rosaceae
Product: mitochondrial uncoupling protein 1-like
Exons: 9
Coding region: 129-1055 (308 amino acids)
Biological process (GO): mitochondrial transmembrane transport
Molecular function (GO): oxidative phosphorylation uncoupler activity
Source: RefSeq, a predicted model, not a curated record
UUAUAACCCAAAUUGCCCAAAUUGGGCUUCUCUCUCUUUCUCACUCAUGGACUGUUAAAGCCCUAAUCAUUUCUCCACCUCCCCAUUUUCCUUCUUUUCAAUUCCGCCUGUGUUUUUAUUGAGCAGUCAUGGUCGCCGGUAACAAUAAAUCCGACAUUUCCUUCGCCGGAACUUUCGCCAGCAGCGCCUUCUCUGCUAGCUUUGCUGAGAUAUGUACGAUUCCGUUGGACACUGCUAAAGUGAGGCUUCAGCUCCAAAAGAAAGGUGUUGCGGCGGUGGCGGGUGAUGCGGUGGCCUUACCUAAAUACAGGGGCUUGCUGGGGACGGUUGCUACUGUGGCCCGGGAAGAAGGUCUAUCGGCAUUGUGGAAAGGAAUUGUACCCGGGUUGCAUCGUCAGUGCUUGUUUGGUGGUUUGAGAAUCGGCUUGUAUGAGCCUAUUAAGACCUUAUACGUGGGCGAGGACUUUGUUGGAGAUGUUCCUUUGACAAAGAAAAUUCUAGCUGGGUUGACAACGGGUGCUCUAGCAAUCAGUGUGGCUAAUCCAACUGAUCUUGUAAAGGUUAGACUCCAAGCUGAGGGAAGACUGCCACCAGGCGUUCCUAAGCGCUACUCUGGUGCACUGAAUGCGUACUCCACCAUCGUGAGGCAGGAGGGAGUUAAGGCUCUGUGGACUGGAGUUGGACCUAACAUUGCACGUAAUGCUAUCAUUAAUGCCGCUGAACUAGCCAGUUAUGAUCAAGUGAAGCAGACACUUCUGAAACUUCCUGGGUUUAAGGAUGAUAUUGUCACCCAUCUUUUUGCCGGUCUUGGGGCAGGUUUCUUUGCUGUCUGCAUUGGCUCACCGGUUGAUGUGGUUAAGUCAAGAAUGAUGGGAGACUCUUCUGCUUACAAAAGCACAAUUGAUUGCUUCGUUAAAACUUUAAAGAAUGAUGGACCUUUGGCCUUUUAUAAGGGCUUCAUCCCAAAUUUUGGACGGCUAGGAUCUUGGAAUGUGAUCAUGUUUCUAACCCUUGAGCAGGCUAAGAAGUUUGUGAAAAACAUAGAGUCAAAAUGAGAAGUGAAGCCAAGAGAGUGGAUUCAAUUUGCAGGGGUAGCAUCUAGAGCAAACAUUAGUUGCUGUAAUAAGGCUCUCGACAAACCUUUUUAAUACCAUAUAUUAGCUAGCUGAGGAGAAGGAUCCUCUGAAGAAAAACUGCUUAUUGGAUACUCAAAAAUUUAGGAAUAAUUAGCAUUUGUUUUCCAGAUUAUAUACAUCUCAGUUGUCAUUUGGGGAUGUUCCGCUAUCGACUCACUCCUUUUGGUGGCAUUUUGUACAAUGAAGCAAAGAAGCGGUAUGGAAUUGAACA